AUGAUUGAUGAUGAUGAUGAUGAUGAUGAUGAUGAUGAUGAUGAUGAUGAUGAUGAUGAUGAUGAUGAUGAUGAUGAUGAUGAUGAUGAUGAUGAUGAUGAUGAUGAUGAUGAUGAUGAUGAUGAUGAUGAUGAUGAUGAUGAUGAUGAUGAUGAUGAUGAUGAUGAUGAUGAUGAUGAUGAUGAUGAUGAUGAUGAUGAUGAUGAUGAUGAUGAUGAUGAUGAUGAUGAUGAUGAUGAUGAUGAUGAUGAUGAUGAUGAUGAUGAUGAUGAUGAUGAUGAUGAUGAUGAUGAUGAUGAUGAUGAUGAUGAUGAUGAUGAUGAUGAUGAUGAUGAUGAUGAUGAUGAUGAUGAUGAUGAUGAUGAUGAUGAUGAUGAUGAUGAUGAUGAUGAUGAUGAUGAUGAUGAUGAUGAUGAUGAUGAUGAUGAUGAUGAUGAUGAUGAUGAUGAUGAUGAUGAUGAUGAUGAUGAUGAUGAUGAUGAUGAUGAUGAUGAUGAUGAUGAUGAUGAUGAUGAUGAUGAUGAUGAUGAUGAUGAUGAUGAUGAUGAUGAUGAUGAUGAUGAUGAUGAUGAUGAUGAUGAUGAUGAUGAUGAUGAUGAUGAUGAUGAUGAUGAUGAUGAUGAUGAUGAUGAUGAUGAUGAUGAUGAUGAUGAUGAUGAUGAUGAUGAUGAUGAUGAUGAUGAUGAUGAUGAUGAUGAUGAUGAUGAUGAUGAUGAUGAUGAUGAUGAUGAUGAUGAUGAUGAUGAUGAUGAUGAUGAUGAUGAUGAUGAUGAUGAUGAUGAUGAUGAUGAUGAUGAUGAUGAUGAUGAUGAUGAUGAUGAUGAUGAUGAUGAUGAUGAUGAUGAUGAUGAUGAUGAUGAUGAUGAUGAUGAUGAUGAUGAUGAUGAUGAUGAUGAUGAUGAUGAUGAUGAUGAUGAUGAUGAUGAUGAUGAUGAUGAUGAUGAUGAUGAUGAUGAUGAUGAUGAUGAUGAUGAUGAUGAUGAUGAUGAUGAUGAUGAUGAUGAUGAUGAUGAUGAUGAUGAUGAUGAUGAUGAUGAUGAUGAUGAUGAUGAUGAUGAUGAUGAUGAUGAUGAUGAUGAUGAUGAUGAUGAUGAUGAUGAUGAUGAUGAUGAUGACGAUCUAACUCGAAACAACUGUAGACAACAAUCGAUUUAUAUCAUAGAUGAAUAAGUGAUAAGUUGUUAAAAAGGAGCUAAUACUUCUUACUCUAUGAUUCUCAGAUUUUAUUGGGAUUUUGUAAUUUUGCAUUUAAAUACAUUUGAUUGUCUCCACUUGUGUUCUAGCAACAAUGGAAGCCUAUUAGAUGGAAAGUAUGUAUCAUGACUUAUUUGUCUAGUUGAAGUAAUGGUUACUGAGUUCGAGCUCUAAUAAAAACACUAGCGAUGAUAUGAUUAUUGAGAUUUUACCAAAUAUGUAUUUGACUAGUGUUUGGUUUUAUUCAGAAUACCUUCAAACAAAUUAACAGUAAUCUCUAGUCUUCAAAGACACAAUGAAUAACGAACUAAUCCAAGGCACUUUAUAAUUUACAACAGAAACUGAAAUAUGUCUAGAUGAGCAAAACUGAACUCUAUUUGAUCCUAUUUAUAAGUAAUAAAAACCUACCUAGUAGACGUUAGUCAACAAAAAGACAUAAACAUUCCCUACUUUAUGAUAACAAUAAGAGAACUGUAGUUGUAAUUUCAAUAAACCCGAUACAUAGCUUUUAAUUUCCUUCAAACACAUACAUACAUCCAAGUUCAUGCAAUUACCUAGAAUGCUGUAGUGUCGGUUACUAUAUUAAGCCCACAUAUCUUAUUCUAGCCUCCGUACAGUCAAAUUUGUUCACUUUACUUCAGUCAUGUUUUGAUCUUGUUAAAUAAUCACUUAUCAACCUUGACUAUUUUUAUAUGAACGUAUGUGUGUACACUUCUUAUC
Messenger RNA from Schistosoma bovis, 1914 nucleotides. The record is from the annotation of a GenBank genome assembly. Lineage: Eukaryota; Metazoa; Platyhelminthes; Trematoda; Strigeidida; Schistosomatidae.